This is a messenger RNA of Talaromyces proteolyticus, 2086 nucleotides long. RefSeq lists its product as uncharacterized. Bases 146 to 1999 code for a protein of 617 amino acids. The record is from RefSeq and is a predicted model, not a curated record. NCBI's taxonomy places the organism in Eukaryota, Fungi, Ascomycota, Eurotiomycetes, Eurotiales, Trichocomaceae. The transcript has 6 exons. Gene Ontology annotation, molecular function: NADP binding; flavin adenine dinucleotide binding; N,N-dimethylaniline monooxygenase activity.
AGUUCUAGAGAAUUAUGAGACACCAGCCUAUCGGACGCUGUCUGUAGUGAUCGUUCCGCCGAAAGUCGUGGGUAUUUAUCCAGGAUGAAUCCCUAUGUGUCCGACUGGUCGCUUGACACAACCAACCAUCAAAUAGACUCUCUCUAUGUCUGUACGAACGGCGUGCUCUUUGAAAAAGAAGGAUAUGUCGAAGAAUGAGCUCCCGAAUGAGUCGGCACACAGGGCUUCCUCCUACAGGAUUCCGGACAUCACUUACCGAAGCCCAGAAAAUAGAAGAGUGAAAGUCAUCGCGGUCGGAGCUGGUUUUUCGGGUAUUCAAAUGGCAUACAAGAUUCAAAAGCAAUGCGAAAAUGUCGAAUUCCAAAUAUACGAAAAAAACCCCACAGUGGGCGGGACGUGGCUCGUGAAUCGAUAUCCCGGCUGCGCCUGCGAUGUUCCUUCGCACGCUUAUUCAUUCAAUUUCGCACUCAAUCCUGACUGGCCUCUAUUCUUCUCGCACGCUGAAGAUAUUCAAGACUACCUUGAAAAGGUUGUUAAUGUGUUUAAUCUGCGAAAAUAUAUGCUGUUCAACUCUGAGGUUAUGGGAUGUCACUGGAAUGAAGUUCAGGGAAUAUGGACUGUCAAGAUCGUUCAGACAUUGCCUGACGGUACACAACGUGAGAUUCAGGAUACUUGUGAUCUGUUACUACAAUGUACCGGUGUCUUGAGUCGUCCAAAACUGCCGAAGAUUGAAGGGUUAGAUCGUUUUAAGGGAAAGAUCUAUCAUACAGGCGCCUGGGAUAAUACUUACACUAAGGAGCAAUGGAAGAAGGAAAAUGUUGCAGUCAUCGGCUCAGGCGCUUCUUCCGUUCAGGCGGUGCCAAACAUGCAGGUACGUUAUCUCUAUUGCUUCGAGGUUGCAGAGCCUGACCCAAACAAGCCUUAUGUCAAGCAUAUGGACGUAUUUGUGAGGACGGCAGUGUGGUUCGUCAAACUAGCAGAUAAUUAUGGUAACAACCAUGCCUACACGGAUGAAGAAAAAAGACGCUUCAGAUCCGAGAAGCAAGCUCUUGCCUCUCAUGCUAGAGACAUUGAAAACCAGGUCAACGGGGAUUGGAAUCUUUUCUUCGCGGAAAGUAAAGUGCAGAACGCGGCCAGAGAGUUUUUCACCGCACGAAUGGCAGAGCACAUCAAGGACCAGCGAUUACUCGAAGGUUUUACUCCCAAGUGGUCGGUUGGCUGCAGGCGUGUGACUCCGGGCGACCCGUAUAUGAAAGCCAUCCAGGAGCCGAACGUUGAUGUGCAUUUUACCGGUGUGCGUGGCCUUCUUGAGAUGGGAGUCGUUGGCGAAGAUGGUAUUGAGAGAAAAGUCGACACCGUGAUUUGUGCAACUGGCUAUGAUGUGUCUUACCAUCCUAACUUUCCGAUUAUAGGACAAAAGGGUACUAGUUUGAGCGACCAAUUUGGCGAUGCGCCAGAGUGCUACCUGGGCAUUACGGUGCCUAAUUUUCCAAACUACAUACUCUUCGGCGGUCCGACAUGGCCAGCUAUGAAUGGGUCGGCUUUGGGACCUCUCCACGCGGUUGGGGACUAUGCUCUCCAAGUCAUCAAGAAGAUGCAAGUUGAAAAUCUUCGAUCAUUUGCUCCACGGCAGGAUAUCACAGACAGAUUUAAUGCCCACGUUCAAGAAUUUGUCAAAGUAUCGGUUUGGAAGGACGAAUGUCGGUCAUGGUACAAGAAUCCUGAGACUGGGAAGGUCUUCGCCAUCUGGCCUGGCAGCAGCUUGCAUUACAUGCAGACGAUAAGCUCGCCACGAUGGGAAGAUUAUAACAUCACCUAUCAUUACGAAAAUCCGUGGGCACACCUAGGCUUUGGAUUCACUCUCGAGGAUCGCGAUCCCAAUGCGAGCACCGCACCGUAUCUCACUGCCGAGGCUAUCGAUGACGAUUGGAUGGCGCAGUUCGAGGUUGAAAGAACAGUUGUACCUAAAGAGAAUGGUAUUAAAGAGCAAACUGCAUGAAGUAGAACAAUCUUGUUGGAUAUGUCCGAAUAAAGUAAUCCACCCUCGAGUUGGCCAUCCACCUGAGUAUUACUACUUUAUAAAGAC